Cylas formicarius (sweet potato weevil) is the source of this 8377-nucleotide messenger RNA. RefSeq lists its product as uncharacterized. Gene Ontology annotation, cellular component: extracellular region; membrane. The record is from RefSeq and is a predicted model, not a curated record. The coding region runs from base 137 to 8218 and encodes 2693 amino acids. The transcript has 24 exons. NCBI's taxonomy places the organism in Eukaryota, Metazoa, Arthropoda, Insecta, Coleoptera, Brentidae. Gene Ontology annotation, molecular function: chitin binding; protein binding; serine-type endopeptidase activity. Gene Ontology annotation, biological process: proteolysis.
UGGUCCAUUUAUUUAUUGACCCAUCCUUCGUCGUUGAUAAGCCGGUUAAAGAUUACAACCUUACAACAUAUUGCCGUUUGUUUGGAGCUCUUCCGAUUUGUAAAUAAUGUUUGUGUAAUUCUCCGCGACGACGGACAUGUUGACAGCCAUGCGGGCAGUCGGGGGGUUGUUUUUCUGUGCGUGCUUCGUUCAAAUCAAUUCCAUAUUCGAUCCUCACGCGUUGGAACCGGAACCUCGUCCGUACACUAGAGGAAUAAGGACGUACAAUGGAAAAGUCCAGACAGUCCCGCUAUAUCACCAGAACUACAGCAAAGUGUUCGUGCAUAACAAAAACUACACUUCGAGCUUAUUGGACCAUCCACCUUCUGGCUCCGUCAAGCUCUAUCCGGUGUAUAACGCGUCUAAAAUUGCCUCAAAACUCGACGAGGUCUUGGAGGAACAUAAUUCGAACAUCGUCGAGAAGGACAAGCUCAACGAGAGGGUGGUGUAUAAAAGGAGGAUCGAGAAAACCAAACAGAUCGAGGUCUACAACAAGUGCCCCAAAGGUACGACCGGCCAAUUCGUCUACGACCUUUCGUGCAACCAAUACUUGGAUUGCUGGCAAGGCAGAGGAGGACCGAGAACCUGCGCCCCCGGCACCCUGUUCAACCCGAAAACUCUAGAGUGCGAUUUUCCCGACAAAGUCGAGUGCAUCACGGGUCCCGAAAGGAGCGUCGUGCAGAGGUCCGCGAAAAUCCAAGUGGAGCAACAGCCCGGAUGUCCCGAAGGAUUUACCGGACUCAUUCCCAACUACACCGACUGCUCCAAGUUCGUUCAAUGCAAUAACGGCCAGUCGGUCUCUAGCGAGUGCCCGCCUGGCACCUUUUUCGAUGUAACGCAAAACAUUUGUAACUUUCCGGACCAUUGCGUCUGUUUCUCCAAUAGACCACCACCACGAUAUGGUCCUAGCAAAACUGAUUCAACUCAGGUAUCGAGUAAUCCCCAGGCCACGAGAACUGAUGCAGGAUGUGAUCCGAGCACCGGUCUUUGCCAGGGUCGAUAUUACCAGCCAACAUACGACCGAGGUUAUGAGGGUGGAUACCAACAGGCAUCAGGCAUCCAAGCCAACGCCAUGCGCGUGGUGGGAGCCUCUAGUGAUGGGCGAUGGGUGUACUACUACCCCCAAAAUGUAGGAGGCCAUCCAGCUCAACCAACACCUACGCAACUCAAUACUGAUUCGUCCCAGCUGAGAUACGUCAUAUGCGAUCCCAACACUGAAGACUGUUCUCCAUUUUAUGCUGCCAAUGUGGUUUUGAUCGGUACUUGCGACCCUCAGAUCCAAAAUUGCGGCACCAGUGCCACAACGAGAUACGGAACGUUGCAAGCGAACCCGCAACAGAUCUGCAACCCCCAGUUUCAGAAUUGCAGGCAAUUUAUCAACAGUUUUCGACCUGGUCGCGGUCCAACGCAGACGUCAUAUUUCCAACCGGCUACUAAUUAUAAUAGCAUCUGCAAUAUUAACGAUAAAAAUUGCAACAAGGCCGCUCCGUCUGCUAUUGGAGCUCAAAGUCAAACUCCUGGUCAGCAUCAAGGCCAACCCGCUACCCCCUACCGAAAUCAACCUGGUGUUCAAUACCAAGCUCGGCCAGGUAUCUAUUAUCAAGGACAACCUAGCACCCAAAGCUCAGGUGUUUACUAUCAAGGGCAACCUAGUACCCAAUAUCAAACGCAGCCCGGUAGUCGUUUUAGUACUCAGCACCAAGGUCAACCCGGUACCCACUCUCACGCCUACGCCGGAAGACAAGGUGCGAAGCCCAAAUGUCCUGCCGGCUUCCAAGGUAUCACCAAACACCCGACAGAUUGCAAACGAUUUUUAAACUGCGCCAAUGGGAUAACUUACGUACAAGCCUGCGGUCCCGGCACACUUUUUAAUGCGUUGCACAAUAUUUGCGAUCAUCCCGAGAACGUUGACUGUGAGGAAAGCGCUACCGAAGAUACGGAUGUACCUACGGAACCACCGUACGCUGGAGGGGACGCGUAUCAGCAAAUCUAUCCACAGAAUCGGCAACAACCUGUCGAUUGCCAGGGUUAUAAUUGUCCAGGACACAAUCAGAAACCUCAACAGACUGUUUACAACCAAGGCCAGCCCUACGAAGGUCAGGAUCGGUGGAUAACUGGACAAGUUCCAUUCCCCGCGCAGGGAAGAGGUAAUCAAAAUGGUUGUCAAGGUAACCAGUGCAGCGGCACUCCAGGGCAGCAAAUUCCCGGUCAGCAUCAAUUUAUUGGUUACGGAAAUUCCCAGACGAACCCUCCCAUUCAGCCGUACGAAGGUCAAGGUCAGUGGAUAGCUGGAGGAGGUAACCAAGGUGAUUGCCAAGGCAAUCGGUGCAGAGAGGCACAAGGACAGCUAAUUCCUGAUCAGCACCAACUCACUGGUUACGCAAGUUUCCAGACGACUCCCCCUCCUCAGCAUGGAGUAUCCGGACAGAUCCCGGUUUACGUCCAAGAAGUUCCUACCAACAAUGUGGGCUACCAAGUGGUUCGACCGAUCAAUAAACAUGAUCGACUGACAUUCGAAGGCUUCUCCAAUCAGAAAUCUUCCGAUUACGUCGACAUAUUUGACCCCAACGAAAGUCGGAACGUAGUCUCAGCAGGAACCACUUUGAAAUCAAUAGGGAACGCCCGCAAUCACCCUGUCCCCGAUUCGGAUACUGAUUACGUUUUUGAGUACGAAGAUGGCGAAAGGGUGACGUUGGCACCCGAGAAAGUGGUCAUUGGGAAACGGAAGAAGUCUAAGUGCGAGAAGGGUGAUUUUAAAUGCGGUUCAAAAGCUUGUGUCACCAAGAGCUUGGUGUGCGACGGCAUCAAGGACUGCGACGAUGGCAAAGACGAAAGAGGCUGCGACGGAUACCUUAACCAAUUCAAGGCCCGGAAGAACUCCAGGCUGAGCGUUUUGGAGAAGCAACGCUGGGACAACGUGAGUCAAGCGACUUGCGCGUUCUUGUGCUUGGAGACGGACAAGUUUGAAUGCAAAUCGUUUAAUUACAGGAAAACGGACAGGGCGUGUUUCCUAACCGAGGAGAACAUUGGCAAAACCGGAGCGUUGAAAAGCUACUAUCCCUGUGACUACCACGAACGGAAAAGCACUUCCGUCGAUUGCUCGGAUAUGCACAAAUGUCCCACGGGAAAAUGCCUGACGUCCGACCAGGUCUGCGACGGUUACGACGAUUGCGGCGACAGGGCGGACGAGAAAAACUGCAGGCCGUCCGAUUUCGGAUACGAGGUAACUCUGGCCGGUUCCGACGAAAGUUACGAAGGUCGGGUCGAAGUGACCGUGUUCGGCAAGACUGGAUACAUCUGCGACGACCAAUUUAAUUUGAGCGACGCUCACGUGGUAUGCCGCGAGUUGGGUUUCAAUUUGGGCGCGGCCGAAGUCAAAGGCAAUUCGUUUUUCGCUAAAGAUUUGCGCGAGAGCAACACGCCCUACAUGAUGGACGACAUCGCGUGUUUGGGCAACGAGACGAGUCUGAUGCAGUGCGACUUCGCAGGGUGGGGUAUCCAUAAUUGCGGCGAUUACGAGAUCGCGGGCGUCGUGUGCAAAACGCCGCAGGAAAAGUGCGGGGACGGUUUUUGGAAAUGCGACACGGGCAACGAGUGCGUGAGGAUACCGUUCGUGUGCGACGGCCUUUACGAUUGCACGGACAAUUCGGACGAAGCCGCUCACCAUUGCGAAUCUGAGACCAAAGUACGUCUAAUGAACGGAACGACCCCCAAAGAAGGACGACUGGAAAUUAGACACCACGGCAUCUGGGGAACGGUAUGCGACGAUGACUUCAAUGAGGACGCCGCGAAGAUAGUCUGCAAAUAUUUGGGAUUCUCCGGCUCAGCUUUGGUGAAGAAAGACGCUCAAUACGGAUCAGGAGACGGUCCCAUUUGGCUCGACCAGGUGUCUUGUUUCGGAAACGAGACCAGCCUGGAACAGUGCACCCACUGGGAUUGGGGUGAGCACAAUUGCGAUCAUACGGAAGACGUUGGUGUCGUUUGCGGAGUGUUCAACGAGGUCGAACUCCAAAGGAAUUCGAAGGCGAUAGGAAAUGAUAGACCGGUGGUUCAAUCUAUCGAACCCGUAGAAUGCGGGUUGAGGAAAGAUAAUAUAUUCCUUCGGGGGGAUGAUGUUCACUUCCGUGUGGUGCAGGGAUCAGUGGCGAAGCCUGGAGAGUACCCCUGGCAGGCGGCGUUAAAGGUAAAAGGGAAAGAUAAGAGCGCGCAUUGGUGUGGAGCGGUUGUCUUAGCCUCCAAAUGGGUGCUCACGGCCGCCCAUUGCCUCGAGGGAUACUCAAAAGGGGCGUAUAUAGUCGUGGCCGGAGAGUAUGACACCGACGAAGACGAAGGUACGGAACAGCAGGCUUACAUCGACGAAUACUACCUCCAUGAGAAUUUCCGCAAAGGUCAUAAAAUGGGCAACGACAUCGCCCUCAUCAAACUCAAAGGCUCGGGCUUUCGACUGAACCAAGACAUCCAACCGAUAUGUCUGCCCGACGAGGAUGCCGAUUACGACGCGCCCUUGAACUGCACGAUUUCCGGAUUUGGUACCAUCCAAACCGGAAAAUCGGCGUAUUCCCAUAACUUGAGAGCCGCCUGGAUACCCGUACAGAAACUAGACAUCUGUAAGAUGGCGCACAUCUACGGAGAAGCGAUAGGAGAUGGUAUGAUCUGCGCGGGUGACUUGAAUGGCGGCGUGGACGCGUGCGACGGCGAUAGCGGCGGUCCGCUUGCCUGUCUGGAUGGUGGGGUGUUUACGCUGUACGGUGUGACGUCUUGGGGCCAGAGGUGCGGCUACGCGAACAAGCCGGGGGUCUACGUCAAGGUGUCGUAUUAUAGGCGGUGGAUCGAGGACACCAUGAGCCGCGUAACUAGGGAAGGGGAGACUGGCGGAGUUUUGGAGGGGGAGUCUGUCACCGUAGAGGUAGCCAAGCCCUACGUCAGCGUCUUCCAAAAUUCGGAUAUCCACAAAUGGAAAGAAAAUCGAUGUUUGACCAAUGCGACUCUAAAACAAAAGCAAAUGCAAGACUACACCGACGCGUCAUCGACUACCACGCACAAUCCUCCAGCUCCCGUUAGAGUAGUCGCCUACAAAGAAUGUCCCAGUAACCAAACCGGUCACUUUGCGUACGCCCUCUUCUGCAACCAAUACCUGGAUUGUUGGCAGGGCAGAGGCGGGCCCAAGAACUGCGAGCCAGGUGCUCUAUUCAACCCCAAAACUUCCCAAUGCGAUACUCCCAGGAAGGUCGAGUGCCUCGAGAACUUUGUAGAUCUACAGGAGCUUAUCACCACGAAUACUGCUACCUCUACUACUUUAGAGUCAUCGAUAGUACCAACAAGCACGACGAUAUCAACUCCAACGACGACGAUAGAAACCGCUCCAGUUUGGCCCUGUCCCGAUGGCUUCUACGGUCUCGUACCAUACUGCGAAGACUGCUCCAAGUACCUCCACUGCAGCCGGGACAUGGCUGGGUUUGCGUAUUGCCCACACGGAACGAUUUUCAGCUACAAGAGGAACGUGUGUGCUGCACACGAGAGCGAAUGUUUCGUCAAUCAGCCGACGAGUGUCAAGAGAAGAUUGUUCUGCUACCGAGAGCAGCAGCAAUCGCCCACUUCAACUACUCAGAGACCAAGAGCGCCACGCAACGACGGGUACAAGAUUUUAAUAUCAAACGUCGGUGGCAGCUUGCUUCGAUACAUACGGUCUUAUGUUCCAACUCGUCUCGUUUCCAAAAGGUCAGCGCAAUUUGUCCAGUGUCCGGCUGACUUUAACGGUAUCACCAAACACCCGUUCGAGUGCAACAAGUUCCUCCAUUGCGGUCCGGGGGUGAGUGUGGUGAAAGAAUGCGGAGCUGGUACCGUGUUCAACCCCGCCAUCAGCGUCUGCGACUACCCGUAUAACGUCAACUGCGAUGAAACGGAAGUGGUGCACGUGGAUCCUCCGAUCACCAUCACCACAACGUUUUUGAUGCCCACUGCGCCCUCCGCGCCGGUGAUCCGAGAACUUGAACACCCGGAACAGCCCCUUUAUCGUGUAGAUGACGUACCCAUGUUGGAACGAAAGCAACAAAGCCCAGCGGUAAUCGAUGCACCGGUUCUCCCAGAAUGCACCACCGAACAGUUCAAAUGCGGCAACGGAGUAUGCGUGUCGAAGCGCAAAGUGUGUGACGGAUAUAAGAACUGCAUUUCGGGCGAGGACGAAACAGACUGUUCCAAAUACGUGAACGAGUACGAUAUCCAUUCCAAAUCGGAACUGAGGGUUGGAGAAAAAGAGAAAUUAGCUAAUAUUGGGUACCGGACCUGCGCCUAUUUGUGCUCCGAGAGUCGCAAAUUUAUCUGCAAAGGUUUCAACUGGAGCGGAGCCACUUGUCGCCUGUUGGACCAAAAUCUAGGCUCCAGCGGAGCCAAAGUGGUGAAGGAAGACGUAUUUUACUUCGAGAGGCGGAGUACGUCUGAGACAUGCGGAUCGAACCUCAAAUGCAACAACGGAAAGUGUCUAAAAGACGCGAAAAGCAUCUGCGAUGGAGUGGAUGACUGCGGGGAUAGAUCAGACGAGAAGCACUGCAAACCAGCAGAUUAUGGCUAUAAAAUUAAGCUGGCAGGCUCCCCGAAUCCCCACGAAGGACGUCUCGAAGUGACAGCUUUUGGUCAGACUGCGCUUGUUUGCGAUGACCUCUUCAACUUAAAUGCUGCUAAUGUGGUCUGUAGAGAAAUGGGUUACCCCUUGGGUGCUUCAGAAGUGAAAGGUAACUCGUACUUCGUCGACGAUAUCAAGGGCCAAAAGGUAUUCUUCUGGUUGGACGACAUCGAGUGUCAAGGAAACGAAUCCAGCCUUAUCAAUUGCGAUUAUCCUGGGUGGGGCAAGACGGACUGUGAUAGAACCGAGAUAGCAGGUGUUGUCUGCAAAACGUCAGUCAAUAACUGUCCAGAAAACUCGUGGAGGUGCGAUACCGAGGACAAAUGCCUAAAGCUUGAACUUUUAUGCGACAAGGUCAAAGAUUGUGACGAUGGAUCCGACGAAGCACCCCAGCACUGCAACGCCUCGACCCAAAUUCGUCUGACGAACGGCAAAGGACCUCACGAAGGCAGGGUGGAGGUUACUCACCUGGGUAUCUGGGGCACUGUCUGCGACGACGACUUCAACGAGGUCGCAGCCCGGCUGGUAUGCAGAAAGCUAGGAUACCAAGGGUCGAUAGAAAUAAAAGGUGAAGGUUACUUUGGAGCAGGUAGCGGACCCAUUUGGUUGGACCAGGUAGACUGUUUGGGGAGCGAAAAAAAUCUCGAAGAUUGCACGUUCACAGCAUGGGGUCAGCACAAUUGUAACCAUUACGAAGAUGUCGGCGUGAUUUGCAGUAACAAUACGAACUUCGCACCAAGCUCGCCAAAAACUAAUGAAAACUCGUCUCUCGAGCCGGACAGUUGCGGUCAUAGGGGGGACAACAUCUUCGGUGAUGACUUAGAUGGCCCUCAUGUUAGGCUCGCAGGUGGUUCGUUGGCUAGGCAAGGCGAGUAUCCUUGGCAGGCUACGUUGCGGGUGAACAGGAGGAAAAACACGCCGUUACAGUGCGGCGCGGUCAUCAUAUCCUCCAAGUGGGUGUUGACUGCCGCACACUGCAUCAAAGACUAUACCAAAGACUCGUUCUUGGUGGUGGCCGGCGAUUACAACUCUGACGAAGCAGAAGGCACAGAGCAAUACGCAUUCAUCGAAGACUCGUAUGCUCACGAAGAAUACGGAAGGGGUGCCGUCAACGAUAUAGCGCUGAUUAAACUGAAGCAUAAAGGUCUGAAGCUGAACGGGGUAGUACAACCGAUUUGCCUGCCGGACGUCAACGCCAAUUACGAAAACGAUUUGUACUGCGUAGUGUCUGGAUUCGGAUCUUCAAAAAGUUCUAGCCAAGAACCAUCCGUCCGAAUGAAGCAGGGUUGGGUACCGAUACAAAAGAGACACGUAUGCGAGGGCAUCUACAACGACUUGUUACACGAGGGGAUGAUUUGCGCUGGGGAUCUUAACGGCACUGUAGAUGCUUGCUCGGGUGACAGUGGCGGACCAUUGGCGUGUGUCGAGAACGGAGUUUUCACUUUGUUUGGGAUCGUUUCGUGGGGCCACGGUUGCGGGAGGGCCAACAAGCCUGGCGUUUACGUCAAGGUGGCCCAUUAUAGAAAAUGGAUCGAUAACGUUAUUUUGAUUCACUCGUGAUGGUACUGGAUCAGUGCGUUCCUACAGAAAAGGCUGUGAAAAUUAUAAAAGAUAUUCAAUUAUAGGGUUAAGGUUAAGUUAAGGGCGACCAAUUUUUAUUUGUUUGAAGCUUGAUAAAUGUUAAAUUAAGGUUCAAUAAACAAUAUGCAAGCAAAGGCU